Messenger RNA from Rotaria sp. Silwood2, 2855 nucleotides. Lineage: Eukaryota; Metazoa; Rotifera; Eurotatoria; Philodinida; Philodinidae. The record is from the annotation of a GenBank genome assembly.
AUGAAUGUGAUGAUACCACAAGUAUAUGGACCAUAUGGGCCAAUGCAUACACCGAUGCAUUCCUAUGUACAGAGACCUCCUAUUCCUUCUGCCCCAAUACCCAGAUUUUUGCCUCAUCAAGUAGCUCGUCCAAUUGCAUCGGGAUCACCACCAUUCUCUGCUACUUCUGUUACUGAACCUAAAGAAAGCGUGGAAAAGACUAUAGCGGACUUAAUUGCGCAUUACAUCAGUAAAAAUGAACAUGUCAGCAUUGAAAAAGUAAUCAACACAUUAUUUAAAGUUUACAAAGUUGGAAGCUGGUCUGAUUUAAACAUCAAUGAUGUGAAGAAUCCUUAUGAAGAUUUAAAACCACUAUCACAUCUUGUUAAGAGACAUAAUGGAUUAGACUUGUUCAUAGAAGUCUACAAACAAAAACGGGUUCUUCUCACCCUAUAUGAAUUGGAGCAAGAAAUAUUAGAUAAUUUUCAGAAAACUUCGUUUAAUGAAUUAAAACUAGGUCCCUUACAAGAACAUCCAGCAGUAAGAAAGUUAUUUAGCCUGUCUGAUAAAUCACCAAGAACUACUGAAAGUACUGAAAUUAUUGGAUUAUUUUAUGAUUAUACACGUAAUUUAAAAUACAAUGAACAGGUCGACUUUGAUGACUUCAAAGAAUAUGCCGCGGAGAAAUUCAAUGAAGACCAAUGGACAGAUCUUGGAGUUGUCUUUACAUCAUUCCCUUACCUACUUCAAGAAAUAUGUCGACAGUAUGAAAUAGAUGGUAAAUCAGACUUCACAGUAUUGGGACAUGGAGAUUUUAUCAAAUUUUUAUACGAUCAUCAAAAAGUCAUAGACAACAAUUUAGAAUUUUAUUUAUUCAACGCCGAUUCAUGUGGCGGUAUUAAACGAGCAGAACUAUUUACGUUUGUUCACCAUUUACUCAACAACGGUGUUCACGAUAAGAAAAUCAUAGAAAAAACAGUUAAAUAUCAUUUUAAUUUGCAAAUUUUGAAACAAGUUGGAUUUCAUGAUAUUGAUCAAUUAUGUGAACGAGCUCAACAACAAAAGUAUGAAGAAGUCCUACUAGGUGAUGAAUAUUUGAAUAAAUUAGGCACUACUAUUCAUCGUCCAUUUAUUCGUGAUGAUGAUCAUUUAUGUGAAUAUUUAACUAGUUGUCCAAUGGUUGUUGACAUUGCAUCGUGGUCCCAUUGGAAUUGUUUAUAUAUGAGAGAAAAAGGAUAUAUAAAAGAAUUUCUGCAACGAAAUAAAACCAAAUUGCCUAAUAUUCUAUGGCUAGAAGUAUCGAGUAGACAUACACAAUUCAUUCGAUUGUCAAGCAUUUCAAAUAUGGAAAAAUUCGAAAAGGAUUUAAUGAAUAUGCAUUUAAAAGAAGCCGUAGCGCAUCUUUUAUCAUUAGCCAUCAAAGAGCGUGGAUGUACACGGUUGCCAAUUGUACGUUUAAGAACAAUAAUGACAAUUUCGUUUACGAAAUUAAAACAAUCGAAUUCAUCACAUGAUGCUAUUGGACAAAUUGUCAAUUUUUUAAGCCUGAUAACAUUUCCAUUUUCAAGUGCACUUGUACAAACUCUGAUCUUAGAUCCUGCCGAGGUUUUGUUUCCGAAUUGUGAAGUAACUAUUUGGCAAUAUGCAAAACACAAUCUAUUACUAAAGUUACAUUUGGAAGAAUUAGGUUUAAUGUUAGGCAUUCAUGAAUGGACACAAGAUUUGAAUAAUGAAGUCACAUAUUUAUCUAAUUAUCCGACUUAUGGAGUAUUAAAUGAAGCUAUGACUACUGUGAAUAAUUAUGUAGAACAAAAAACAACAGAAACAGUGGAGAAAACUCCAAAACAAGUAAAGACUGUUGCACCAGCUCGUCCUGUGGUGGACGCUAACGUUGAUAAUAGUAAUAAUAACAUUGAACCUUUUGAACAUAUUCAACAAAUACGAAAAACUCUUGGUAACAAUAGCGAUUCGAGCGAUAAAAACUACGAUGUGAUCGAUAAUUUACAAGAUUUACUUGGAGAAUGUUUAAAAAAAUUAGCAGAUGAUCUCUAUUCCGAGCAAGUUCAUUUCAUAUUAGAACUCAUUCAAAAUGCUGAUGAUAAUGAUUAUUCGGAUUUAAAUGAGAAUUUCGUGCCGAAAUUAAAAUUUAUUAUUAAUCAGAGACAAAUAACGAUUUAUAAUAAUGAAAAUGACUUUCAGAAGAAGCACAUUAAAGCUAUUUGUGCUGUAUCUGAUAGAUCAGAAAUUCAUUCGAAUAAUUAUCAUAUUUGUUUCGAUGCGACCGAUGGUGAUCGUGUUGGUUAUGUUUGUCAAAUUUGGUUAAAUGAAUACGAACCUAUAAUACAGAAUGAUGAUUAUGAACAAUGGAAUACCUGUAUACGUUUAAAUUUAAAAGCAGAUGAACAUAUUCAAGAACAAAUCAAAGAAAAAUUUGAUAAUAUCGAUCCCAAACUAUUGUUAUUUUUGCAUCGAUUAAAAUCACUUGAGAUCUCCUAUGAAAAUCAUUAUACGAAGACAUUUACACGCAAUGAUCAUCCAAAUAAUAUCAUCGAACUCUCUGAAUUCAAUGGUGAAAACGAACAGAAAAACUAUUGGCCAGUCAUUAAAAAGAUAUUAUCAGUAUCUGAAACACUUCAAGUAAGUGAAAUUUAAUCGAUAUUUUUCUUAUCAAUUUUAUUUGUUUAGCAAAAACUACGUGAAAUAAAAUAAAGUGAUGUUGUGAGGUGUGGAUGUGGGUGUGGGUUGUGGCGUUUCUCUUUAAUCACACCCACACCCACACCCAUACCCACACCCACAUCCACAUCCCCAUCCACACCCACAUCCACAUCCACACCCACAUCCACACCCACACCCCCACCCACACCCACACCCACACC